AUGGAUAAGCGAACCAGAAAGAGAAUACGUCAAGCCAAGAAAAAAGCUCGGCCUGAACUGAAAGGUAGCUAUGGAUGGAAAAAGUUCAAUUAUGCUAAAACAAUGGAUUUAAGUUUAAAUUCUGUUCGUGAUAAUGUUGAACGAGUUGACGUUCGCUCAAUAACCCAUCAAGAAUUCAUCCGACAAUUCGAAAAACCUCUAAAGCCAGUAGUAUUAACAGGUGCUAUGGAAAAAUGGCCUGCUAUGAAAAAGUGGACAAUAGAGAGAUUAAAGCGAAAAUAUAAAAAUCAACGAUUUAAAUGUGGAGAAGACGAUGAAGGCUAUUCCGUCAAAGUUAAAUUGAAACACUUAUUAGAAUACAUGAAACAUCAAGAUGAUGAUAGCCCUUUCUAUAUAUUUGAUGGCUCUUUUGCAGAGCAUUCGAAAAAGAAACGUUUGUUAAAUAAUUACGAAAUUCCGGAAUUUUUUCAAGAUGAUUUAUUUAAUUAUAGCGAAGAGAAGCGACGGCCUCCACACAGAUGGUUUGUUUUAGGCCCUGCACGCUCCGGUACUGGUAUUCAUAUUGAUCCACUCGGUACAAGUGCCUGGAAUAGCCUAAUUUCAGGUCAUAAGAGAUGGGCUUUAUUUCCAACCACAACUCCAAAGGAAUUACUUAAAGUAUCUGGAAAGUUAGGUGGAAAUCAAAGAGACGAAGCUGUUACUUGGUUCUCAAUUAUUUAUCCAAAAACACAGUUAUCGACUUGGCCCUUACAGUUUAAGCCGCUUGAAAUUUUACAAAAGCCUGGCGAGACUGUCUUUGUGCCCGGCGGUUGGUGGCAUGUUGUAGUCAAUGUCGAUAUGACUAUAGCCGUCACGCAGAACUUUUGUAGCCCUACUAAUUUUCAUAUCGUAUGGAGUAAAACUGUCCGCGGUAGACCUAAACUGUCCAAGAAAUGGUACGAAACUCUCAAGCGGAAAAGGCCAGAAAUUGCUAAAAUAGCCGAUCAAGUCGACCCAAAUAAGAGCACUGGGCUAGCAUCUGACUCAUCAUCAUCAUCGUCAUCCUCAUCUAGUGACAACGAUAGUAGUAGCUCGUCAUCAGAAAGCGAUUCAGCUAGUGAAGAAGAUCAUAAAAGAAAACGUAAAAGCUUGUCCAUUGGAAUAACUCUAAUAAUGUUAUGGUAA
Messenger RNA from Trichoplax adhaerens, 1164 nucleotides. RefSeq lists its product as uncharacterized. Gene Ontology annotation, cellular component: nucleus; cytoplasm. Lineage: Eukaryota; Metazoa; Placozoa; Uniplacotomia; Trichoplacea; Trichoplacidae. The transcript has 10 exons. Gene Ontology annotation, molecular function: P-TEFb complex binding; histone H4R3 demethylase activity. Gene Ontology annotation, biological process: phagocytosis. The record is from RefSeq and is a predicted model, not a curated record. Bases 1 to 1164 code for a protein of 387 amino acids.